This is a messenger RNA of Eupeodes corollae, 836 nucleotides long. RefSeq lists its product as uncharacterized. The transcript has 2 exons. NCBI's taxonomy places the organism in Eukaryota, Metazoa, Arthropoda, Insecta, Diptera, Syrphidae. The record is from RefSeq and is a predicted model, not a curated record. The coding region runs from base 90 to 809 and encodes 239 amino acids.
CUACACAAAAAAAAUUAUGACGUUCUCCAACAAAAUGGAAAAUUAAAAAUUAAAGAAAAGAACCCUAAAAAAAAGAAACUUAGGAAAACAUGUCUGAAGAAUCCGAUUCCGAAUCACAGACAGAAGUUAUAAAAUCCAAAGAAUCAAAACAAAAUGAUAUACUUAAUCGACGAGAGGCUCGUCGUCGAAAGAUUCUUGAAAAUGCAAAAAGUAGACUCGAUAAAUUGAGUGGUGAAGAUACUGGAGCAUCUAUAGCAAACAACAAAUGCAACAAUCAUUCGACGGAAACAUAUUCAGAUCCUGAGAUUGAUCAUCCAGAAAUUCUCAACGAUUACAGCCCUCUGUACUCAACACGAUCCGAAAGCAUACCAAAUCAUGUCGAUUGGAGCUCCUCGCCUCUACUCAACAACAACAACAAUAACAACAUCCCAACCAAAACACCACCAACUAAAUUUGAACAAAUCUUAUCCACCCGAAUGCAUAUAGUUGCAUCAAGUCCAUUAACUUACUUAAUGCUGAUUUGUGGUCUCAGUGUGUACAUUCCACAUGUUCUUUUUCUAUUUAUGACGCUAGAAUGUCUUGAACUAGUCAUUUUUCGAUUAGACCGACCUCUCAGUCCAAUCGAAAGCAUUAUUCUGAUGAUGUGUGGUAUAAAUAUGGCAAAGGCAAAGGUUCUGAUUAAAAUUGUGGGAUUGUUAAAUAAAUUGGUUAGCGAUUUGGGGCUGUUCGUGUUUGUCUUUAUCAUGAUUCAUGGUCUUUACAGCUGGCUGGUAGGAGGGGCGCCCAUUGAAAUGUUUAAUUCUUUUUGAUAUUAAAAUAAAAAUUAUUAAAUUGAA